Messenger RNA from Drosophila eugracilis, 1849 nucleotides. RefSeq lists its product as uncharacterized. Gene Ontology annotation, biological process: DNA repair. The coding region runs from base 83 to 1654 and encodes 523 amino acids. NCBI's taxonomy places the organism in Eukaryota, Metazoa, Arthropoda, Insecta, Diptera, Drosophilidae. The transcript has a single exon. The record is from RefSeq and is a predicted model, not a curated record. Gene Ontology annotation, molecular function: protein binding; ATP-dependent polydeoxyribonucleotide 5'-hydroxyl-kinase activity; double-stranded DNA binding.
GUGCAAAUUAAGGUCACUCUACGCGGGUUUUAAGAACGCAUUGGUCAAAGCUAAAUAAUGCGUGUUUAUUGGAAAAAUCAAGAUGUCCAUGGCUAAAUACAUAAACCGUUCCGUGGGCAAAGCUGGCAAAGAUGUGGCAACAAGGAUAUGCACCCUUAAACCCACUGAACCAGAGCACCAUGCGAUUCACCUUACUGCCGGAGAGAAUUUCGUGGGACGAAGCCGGGAAACCGGAAUCAGGGACUCAAAGUGUUCAAAGCGGCAAAUCCAGCUAAAGGUGGACCUAAAGAAUGCCAUUGUUGGCCUGAAAGUGUUGGGUGUCAAUCCCUGCGGCGUCAAUGGACUGAUGGUUAUGCAGCACUCGGAAUGUGAGCUAAAGCACGGCGACCUGGUGGAAAUCGUGUACGGCAGGCAUCCUUUUGAGGUGGUUUUCAGUCCUCCACCAACGGAUAAUACAGCGGAAGCUGCUCCAUCGCUCACUUUAUCAUCGGUCCCAGAGAAAUCCGAGAGAUGGGACUCCGCUGGCAAUGGAAAACUUGUAAUCUAUACCAGCAAUGGCGUCAAAUCGUCUGAAAAGAUAGCCGGUUACGAUAUGGAUGGCACCAUCAUAAAAACCAAAUCGGGAUUGGUUUUUCCCAAAAAUACUGACGAUUGGCAGAUCAUAUUUCCCGAAGUCCCUGGAAAACUAAAUAAUCUUUACAACGAUGGCUUUAAGAUCUGUUUCUUCACCAACCAAGGAGGCAUAGCUCGCGGUAAAAUUAGCUUAGAUGACUUUAAGGUCAAGAUCAAGCAAAUUGUGGCUAAACUAGGAGUUCCAAUUCAAGUGUUCAUAGCCAUCGGUGACGGAUUUUACCGCAAACCGUUGACAGGAAUGUGGGAGCAUCUGAAGAGUGAAAUGAAUGAUGGUGUUGAGAUUCGGGAAGAUCGAUGUUUCUUUGUGGGCGAUGCAGCUGGAAGACCGGAGACGGGCAAAGGAGCAACAAAGCAGCGCAAGGAUCACUCUCUGGCAGAUAGACUCUUCGCCACCAACAUUGGACUUUCUUUCUAUACUCCAGAAGUCCAUUUCCUCGGAAAAGCAGUUGAACAGUGGAACCAGCCGAGCUACGAUCCCACUAGCGUCCCAGACCAGUUGACUCUGUUUGAGCCCGAUGACCUGACCUUCGAAAACCAUCCCUGUGAAAUGGUUAUCAUGGUGGGUCUUCCGGGAUCAGGAAAAAGCCACUUUUGUUCAUCCUUUUUCAAAUCGCGGGGCUACAAGAUCGCCAAUGCAGACACCUUGGGAAGCACACAAAAUUGCUUAACUGCUUGCAAACGAUUUUUGGACUCCGGACAAUCUUGUGUGGUGGACAAUACAAAUGUAGAUGCAGCUUCUCGCAAGAAGUUCUUGCAGCUGGGUAGCGAAAAGGGAGUACCCUGUCGGUGUCUUCUUAUGAAUGUGCCCGUAGCUCAAGUUAAGCACAACAUAGCAUUCCGAGAGCUAUCAAAUCCUUCGCACGCUAAGAUCAAGGAUUUGGUCUUUAACAUGAUGAAGAAAAGGUAUCAGGAGCCAGCCUUGGACGAAGGAUUCAAAUCUAUACACAAGGUGAACUUUAAGCCGGAAUUUUCCGACGAGAAGCAAGAAAAACUAUACAAAAUGCACUUGCUGGAGAAGUGAGGAAGUAAGAAAAGAUCUAUUUAAUCCAAAGUGAAUAUACGCUUGGCUAUGUCGUCGAUCAACCAGUCCAUGGAACUGAGCAGUUUCUCUCCAGUCACCGCGCUAACUCCGGCUACCAGCCAAUGAUGCGUAGUGAUAUCCUCCAGGUGUAGUAUCUUUAAUGAUAAAGGAUAUUAAAAUAUUUUUUUUAGAUUA